AUGCCGCACAAUCAUCACGACGGGCACUGCAGCCACGAGAGCCACGAACAUGACCAUGAUCACGAUACCAGCGACCUUGGCCCCAAUGAUAAUCUAUUUUCGUACAUCGACCGCGCCAAUGUCGUCGCACUGAACGCCACCAGGGAGGGCUCUGUCGUCAUUAAACCCUGGGAUCAAAGGAGCAACGAGGAAGUUUGUUUGGAGUCGGAUGCCGAUGAUCAGCUAAUUCUGCGCAUCCCUUUCACCGGAUCCGUUAGGCUUCGGUCUUUACUGCUAAAGACGGGCCCGGGUGACCAGACCCCAACGAAAGUCGCCCUGUUUUCCAAUCAACCUAGCAUGGAUUUCAACGACGUUUCCGACAAGGCGCCUGUUCAAGAAUUCGAUAUCCCUCAGGACAGGAACGUUGCGGAGUACGCUGUCAAGACGGCAAAGUUUAACAACGUUUCUUCCCUGACGUUAUUCUUCCCCGCCUCUCAGGGGGCGGACACGACAAGAAUUUACUAUGUCGGUCUCCUUGGUCAUUGGACCGAGCGCAAGAGCGAUCCGGUGAUCACUGUCUAUGAAACUCAGGCUAACCUUGCCGACCACGAAAAGAUUCAGGGAACUGACGGCAACUUCAGUACAACACAGUCCUAA
Molecule: messenger RNA, 636 nt
Organism: Suillus clintonianus
Lineage: Eukaryota; Fungi; Basidiomycota; Agaricomycetes; Boletales; Suillaceae
Product: galactose-binding domain-like protein
Exons: 6
Coding region: 1-636 (211 amino acids)
Cellular component (GO): nucleus
Source: RefSeq, a predicted model, not a curated record